UUGCCUUGGUACGUCUCUACUGCGAUCAUUUCUGAGAGAUGGUCAAUUGGACCAACUUUCGAGAUAUUUUAGCAUUUUGGCUACUUGGGUUAUGUAACAAUUAUGGGUAUGUCAUUAUGUUAUCAGCUGCCGAAGAUAUUCUAGAUGAUCAAAAAGGAACAAAUAGUUCGAGUACCAACAGUAGCACCUACACAUUUGGAUAGUAGGCAUUGUCAAUCAAUUUCAACGGGAGCUGUUCUCCUAGCUGAUAACCUUCCAGCACUUGUAGUUCAAACUACGUUUCCUUUUUUUAUGCAUAGAUUUCCCUUCGGAUUUCGAGCGUUUUUGGUUUUUCUAUUGCAAGCCUCUUCGUAUUUUGUUGUCGCAUAUUCAAAAAAUAUUGCAAUGUCAUUGGCAGGAGUUUGUAUGGCAUCACUUGGACAAGGAAUUGGAGAAAUCACUUUCUUGGCAAUGGCAGCACAUUAUAUUCCAGAAACAAUAGCAUCGUGGUCAUCUGGAACUGGAGGAGCUGGACUCAUUGGCUCAUUUUCUUAUGCUUUUAUCACUCAAGCUGGUCUUUCACCAUCUAAUACUCUACUCGUUCAACUUUUCAUUCCCGUUGUGUUUGCGGGUGCCUAUUUUUUCUUACUCACAAUUCCACCGACAGUUUAUUCACCGACAAUUCAUCCGAGUACGUGGAUUAUUCCGAAAAAUUACGACAAGGACGUAUUUGAGGCUGCUGAAGCCCGGGGAGAUGUUCUAAAUACCAAAAAAGUUCCACAACGGGAGCUUGGACCGCUCGAACGAAUUAAACUAAUUGGUCCACUGUUGUAUCUGAUGGUUCCACUUGCAACUGUAUACACUGCUGAAUAUAUGAUUAAUCAAGGAUUGACUGAACUUAUAAUAUUCAAUUGUUCUCAGGGACUAUCACUUCCUCUUUCCAGUCAAUAUCGCUGGUAUCAAGUACUUUAUCAACUCGGAGUAUUUAUCUCAAGAUCAUCAGUAAAAUUCUUCGAAAUGCCAUUGUGGUUGAUUUGGUGUCUUCCAAUUCUUCAAUGUGUCAAUAUGAUUUUCUUUUUCUUCGAGGCUGUUUAUUGGUUCACUCCUACGAUUAUUAUAAUUUUUGUUCUCAUUGUUUUCGAAGGUCUUUUGGGAGGAUCUGCUUAUGUGAACACUUACAAUAAAAUUCACAAAAAGGUCAAUCCUGACGUCCGAGAGUACUCUCUGUCAGCUGCUUCCAUGGGAAACUCGCUGGGAACAAAUAUUGCUGCAUUUUUAUCAAUACCACUAUAUAAUUGGGUUUGCACUAUGAAAGCUCCGGGACGAUGACGUUUUCAAACUGAUUCUGCAUUUAGUUUUAAAAUUUAAAUUGGUGCUUUUGGGUGUAUAAAAGCUUAAUUUUUACUCACUUACCAUGUUUUGUGUGAUCCAAUUCUAGAGUUAAAACUUCUACAUGACAAAAAGCCUCACUGCAAUCGUUCAACCGUAAAAAUCACGUUUUUUAUUUUUAAAAAAACACGUGGAGAAUUUUCAUAAAACACCAUAUUUCAUUCUAACUGUGAAUAAUGAGAUGAAACAAUGAAGUUGGCAGAACAA
This is a messenger RNA of Caenorhabditis elegans, 1575 nucleotides long. RefSeq names its product Battenin (gene cln-3.1). The transcript is spliced from 7 exons. Lineage: Eukaryota; Metazoa; Nematoda; Chromadorea; Rhabditida; Rhabditidae. Bases 145 to 1308 code for a protein of 387 amino acids. Gene Ontology annotation, cellular component: lysosomal membrane; vacuole; endomembrane system. The record is from RefSeq and is marked reviewed.